AUGUACGCCCGGCGGAAAAGGAAGAAGCCCGUGCCCAAGAGGCCCCAAACACCACCCUUUGAAGGUAUGAAGUCCAGUCCCUCCAAACGGCAUCGAGAGCGGCUCAACCAGGAGCUGGCCAGGCUGACGAGCCUGUUGCCCUUCCCCGAAGAUGUGUGCCUGAGGCUCGAUAAGCUCUCCAUCCUUCGGCUGGCCGUGGGGUACCUGAAGCUGAAGAGCUACUUCAUGGCUGCGGGGAUGGAUGUUGGCAGCCACAGGCUGGAUCAGCCCAAGGCAGCAGGAGAGAACGGACAGACAUGUCUGCAAGCCAACAGGGUGGCCUUUGGCGAAGGGGACCUUCUGCUCCAGGCUCUCAAUGGAUUUGUCCUCGCUGUGACCGACGAUGGCAACAUCUUCUAUGUCUCCCCUACAGUGCAGGACUUCCUGGGGUUUCAUCAGUCAGACCUCAUCUACCAGAGUGUUUACGAACUGAUCCACGCAGAUGACAGAGCCACCUUCCGCUGCCAUCUCCACGGGGCCUUGAACCCUCUUGCAGCCAGCAGGGCCAAGGGCACUGCUGACGUCCUGCCUACAAGCCAGACUUUGCCAGCUGGAUACAGUGCCCCAUACAGCCCCCAGCACCUGCCCCUUGAGAACAUCUCCUUCACGGAGAGGAGGUUCAUCUGCCGUCUCCGCUGCUUGCUGGAUAACUCCUCAGGAUUUCUGGCCUUACAUUUCCGCGGACGGUUGAAAUUGCUUGAUGGGCUGCAGAAGAGGGCAUCCAGCAGGUCCCCGGUGCCUCCCCAGCUGGCUCUCUUUGCCAUCGCAACUCCUCUCCAGCCACUCUCAAUCCUGCAGUUUCCGGCCAAAAUGUUCCUCUUCGAGACAAAACACAAGCUGGACUUUACUACAACUGCCUGUGAUUCCAGGGGGCAGAUGGUGCUGGGAUAUACGGAAGCGGAGCUGCGUACGUGGGCAGUCGGUUACCAGCUUGUGCACGUGGCCGACAUGAUGUACUGCGCGGAGAAACACAUGAGACUAAUGAGGACGGGGGAGAGCGGCUCGACAGUCUUCAGGCUGCUGACCAAGGAGGCUGGCUGGGUCUGGAUCCAGGCCAAUGCCAGGCUGGUGUACAAAGGAGGCCAGCCUGACUGCAUCGUCUCCAGACAGCGGGUCAUCUCAAAUGAAGAAGGAGAAGAAUAUCUGCGGAAGAGAAACCUGCACCUGCCUUUCAGUUUUGUCACAGGGGAAGCAGUCUUAUAUAGGAGUGACUUUCCUGACUUCCUGGAUUCCUUCCAGCCUAAGGAGGAUUUUCAGACAAAUAACAGCUCCUGCAUGGAGCAGUGCUCAGUAGAUCCCAAUUCUCUUCUUGGGGCCAUGAAGAAGCAGGAUGCAUCUGUGUGUGUCUCUCAUGCUGAUAAUGGGCCGCAGCUCCCCGUGACAGCUCUCAUCUGUGAACCUGAUGGGCCAGGCCCAGACGAGACAGCCAGUGACACCAAGGAGGAUAGCAACUCCCUCCUGGUCAUCAUUGAAACCCUCUUUGAGAAAAGUGAGAUGGACAAGGACAUCUGCCAGACCCUCCAGAACCUCAGUGUGGACAACACGGAGCUGCAGCAGUGGGAGGAGAUUCUGUUCGACUUGGGUGCAGAGGAGCUGACAUCUCAGGGCAAUGUUGAGAGGCUGGACAGUGAGGUGAACGCCUGCCUGGAGCAAAUCCCUUUCAGGAAGGACACUGGGGAGAGCACGGACUUCCCGCUCUGCAGUGCAAUGGGGACAUCCUGCGGCGGGGAAGGAAGUCCUGCAGCUCUCUGGGCAAUUCACCCAGCAGCUCCUGCACCACUGGGGUUUCAAACACCACUGCCCUGUCAGGCACCUGAUGCACAAGACCCAGAUGCUGUGGUCUCUCUUGUCGCCACUAUGCCCGAGGGCAGCUCUGCUCCAUCCAAACAGCAAGUCCCAUUUAACCCAGAUGGGCUCAUGAGAGGAACCACCACUGGUGCUUUAGGUUCCCUCAGCAAGCCCUGUGUGACAGGUCAGCUGGCAAACCCGGGGCAGUUGUUUCAAGGAGAAGUCAUCAGUCCCCUUCCUGCAGACAGCAUUGUGCCUAAAAACCAGAGCCAGCUGAUGGACUCAGGAUGUCCUUUUCCACUGGACUCAAAUGCACUAGUGACUCAGUGGCCCAAUACUCCUGUCCUGGCAAACCCAGAAGACUCUCCGGGGCAGAGCAUUGCCCCAGAACACUGCCUGUCAGAUGCUUGGGUGACUGUGGCUCCAGAAAAGCUGGGAGUAGCAGCAGUGCAGGUGGAGUCACAGCAAAAUGCUCUGUCUGGGAGCCAGCAGAGCGAGUUUGGCUCCCCGGAGCCAGAGCUGUGGUUGUCACCCUUGCAACCUCCUCCUUGGCCUGAGCAGGGCUUGUGCAAGUCGUGCAGCGUCCAGCUCUCUGCAAUUGAGGAGCUCCAUAUUGCAGCAGCAGCUCUCCCUGUGCGAGAUCCAAAGCCUUUAGAAGCUGGUCUGCUGCCAGGAAAUGGGAACUUCCCCAAAGAGCCUCCGUCUCCCUUCGACGUAUCCAGCUUUUACUGGGAAGGGGACCAGGUGAUGCUCCAAGAGGAUAAGUGGUUGACACAGCACCAGCCACAGCUCCUGCAGGCUGGGACAUGUCCCCAGGGAUGCAGCGAGCUAACGGCGAUGCAACACGACAGCCUCCUGCUGGAUGAUGGCAUGGACCCACACACCCAGCACACGGACCAUGCGGUCUGGCCUCCGUGGGAGUACGGCAACAGCAAGGGCUUCUUUAAACAUCAAAAUGCCUUUAUUAAGGAUGUCCUUCCCCAGCAUCCAAGGACUUUGUCCUGCCACAGUGAGAGCCACCCUGGAGCAUCAUUUUACUCAUCAGGACCCACACUGGGUUGCUCAACAACUCUCCCUGUGGAGGUAGGUGCAAAAGCACCCUCUCCUGAGCUGGACUCUUGCUGUCCAUCCGUGUUCUUCACAGACAGACAGGCAGGUGGGCAGCCAAUCUGUGCUUGA
Messenger RNA from Tinamus guttatus (white-throated tinamou), 3006 nucleotides. The record is from RefSeq and is a predicted model, not a curated record. NCBI's taxonomy places the organism in Eukaryota, Metazoa, Chordata, Aves, Tinamiformes, Tinamidae.